Messenger RNA from Staurois parvus, 768 nucleotides. NCBI's taxonomy places the organism in Eukaryota, Metazoa, Chordata, Amphibia, Anura, Ranidae. The record is from the annotation of a GenBank genome assembly.
ACUGCAGAUCAAAAAAACGAAGAUGAAAACUUAAAAAUGAGCCCUAGAGCUGGUAGUGCUGCCACCGGAUCCCCUGGCAGACCAAGUCCCACCAACUUCACGCAGAAUAGCCAAGUCAUUGAGGGCAUCUUUGAUCUUUCCAGCAAAUCUACCUCAACAGUAGGAACAAGUGACAGCUCAGAAGAGAUCCCCACUGCUUUCAAGCCAGUGAGAAAAAGCACAGACUCCCACACAUCACUGAUCAGAGGAAACUCUCCAUGCACUGGAAGUGAAGUUGCCUUAUCCAACGCAAGCAGUUACUCAGAUGACGAUGAAUCAGCGUCGGGUUGUGAAGACGACUCAGGAUUUGCUCCUCUCAACCUUUCCAGAAAGCCUGAAAUAGAAAAGGGUUCUGUAGCUGAGUCUGUCUGCCUCAUGGGGGAGCAGGACAUGCCCUUAAAUCUUUCCGUCAAAGACUCCAGCAAAAGGGACCAUUCAGUACCUAACAGUGAAAGUUCACCAUCUCCAACAUACGGUUCCUUCUGUUCUAGCUACCAAACCCAAACCAUCAAGGACGCAACCAAAGCUUUAAGCGAGCAGUCACUGAUCGACAACUGUGAUGAGCAAAAACAAUCGGCUGCUGUGGCCCUUUGCCAGCUAGCUUCAUACAGUCCAGGACCGGCAGCCCAAGCCAUCAAAGAGGACAUCCUGGAAAGCCAGACUGCCGCAACAGAAUUGGGAGUCAAUACCCCAGUUGUCCAAGAGACAGAACACCAUGCUGAAAAGAGG